This is a messenger RNA of Dalotia coriaria, 1701 nucleotides long. RefSeq names its product transient receptor potential cation channel protein painless-like. The record is from RefSeq and is a predicted model, not a curated record. NCBI's taxonomy places the organism in Eukaryota, Metazoa, Arthropoda, Insecta, Coleoptera, Staphylinidae. Gene Ontology annotation, molecular function: protein binding. The transcript is spliced from 3 exons. Bases 1 to 1701 code for a protein of 566 amino acids.
AUGCUAAAACCAUUUAGAAAAUGGUGGCAUCGAAAAGAAAAUCAUCUAGAUACAUUAAAAGACUUCGUAGAAAAUAACAAACUUUCAGAUAUCUCCGAACUGCUGGAUGACUAUCCUGAUCUAGUCUCUCAAAAAUUCCUCAAUGGUUUAACAAUAUUAGAGGUAGCACUUUACGUAUUUGCUGAUGACGUAAAGUUGGAAACCUUCAAGGUAUUAGUUAAGAAGGGUGGAAAACCCAAUCAGACUUUUAAAGACUGGGGCUAUAAAUCUGCUUUGCAUUUUGCUGCAAUGGGUCGAAAUCCAGAACUUUUGAGGUAUAUUGUUUCAAAAACGACGGACAUAAAUGCGACUUCUAACGGACAAAAUGCUCUUAUCAUUCUCCUAUCGGAUGACGGGUGUAAUAUAAAAGACGAAGACCAAAUAUUGAGAUGUGUUGAAAUUUUGUGUGAUAACGGAAUUGAUCCACAUUGUUGCGAUGAAAACAACAACACGGCUCUCAAAUUUGCAAAAUUAAAUAAUUAUAGUGAAAUAGAAAAUUAUCUUGCAGAAAAAUUGAAAGCACUAGCUACUCCUAACAAGGAGAAUAUUUUUGUAUGUUUGAAUUAUCUUAAAGUUAACGAAGAAGAUAACUUCAGAAAAUACCACACAACUUUAAAAAGUGAAGUCGUUGAUACUAUAUUGGAAAAAACUUUUCUACAAAUUGCGUGCACAAAAAACUUAAUUAAAGUAGUUGAUUACCUUAUUAAUGUAAUAAACGUCGAUCCUAGUGGAUUAGGCAGUAUUAACAAAACGCCUCCAUUUAUUUUGGCCAUGCAAAAAGGCAAUAAACAAAUCAUUGAAUAUUUCUUAAAGAUUCAAAAUUUCAAAUUACCUGACAACACAAUCUUUGAAUUUUUAAAACCAAUCCCUUGGAAUGGUUUAGAGGAGAACAACCUCUCACUGUUUCAAUUGAUUUUUAUUGAAUCAUACUUAGGACAGGAAUUUGUGAAUAAAAAAAAUGACAAAGGUAACUAUGCUCUGCACCAUGCCAUCAAAUAUAAUGGAAAGAAGACUGUUCAAGCUCUUCUACGCGCUAAAGCGUCAUUGGCAAAUCGCAACAAAUUAAAUAUUCUCACAAUCACAGACAUUGAUUACGGUACCCUGAAGGCUCAUCUAGAUUCGUGCAUUUGCAUGUAUAAUCAAGAAGCUAAUCACAAAUUUGGAUUUAAAGACAUGAAACAUUUAUGCAUUGACUAUAGAACAUUGCUUCCGUCCACUGAGAUGGAUAUUGAAACGGGUGCUAUUUUAUACAUGGCUAAUAAUUCCGAGCUGAAGCCACUCCUGAGUCAUCCUGUAAUCGAUAUUUUUCUAACCGCAAAAUGGCACAAAACUAAAAAUGUUUAUUAUAUUAACUCAUUUUUAUAUUUGGCACUUUGUGCUAUUUGGAUAUGGUAUAGUUGGAGUCCUUCCACAUGGUUAUAUUUCCUUCUUUGGAUUACAGUCGUUCUUAGAUUUUUUAAACUUAUAUUUCAUUUAUAUAUAAAAGUUAAAAAAUACGGAGAAAUUAGGUGGAUAGCAAGUGAAGACGGCCACAAAUCAAACGAACCACCCCAAUCUUUUGCAUUCUAUAAAAACUUUUUCAACCUGGAUCAAUAUAAGUUUGAUAAUAGCACAUUGAAAGAAGCUGAAUCUAUAAUUGAGGCAAAUCAGUCAUCUGCGUAG